AUUAUGAAAUAAACAAAAAUUAAAAAAGAGAAUUUUUUUUGGUGUUUCAAGCACGUUGAAGUUUACUUACAAAUUUUAUUGUAUUAUAUAGAUUUUACCAUGGCUGAAGGAGGUUACAAAGUGUAUAUCCGCUUUGCCAGCGGUCAAGGUGUCACUGUAAUGGACGGGAAAAUCAGACUCCGUGAAGAACCGGCUUGGAAAGGCUUGCAGAAUUACUACGAAACCCAAAAAGAUAAGCUCGUCAUCAAUGAUUUGAUGAAAAAUGACCCGCGUCGGUUUGAAAAAUACAGCUUGAAGCUCGACACGCCUGGUGAUGGAACAAUCUUGGUUGACUUCUCGAAGAAUCGUAUCGACGAUGCUUGUCUCACGUUGUUGCUUAACUUGGCGAGGGCCAGGAAGGUGGAGGAGGCCAGGGACGCCAUGUUCCUCGGGGAGAAGAUCAACUUCACGGAGGACCGCGCCGUGCUGCACGUGGCGCUGAGGAACCGCGGGAACGGCGCGGUCUCGGUGGACGGCGAGGACGUCAUGCCCGACGUGAACAAGGAGCUGGCCCACAUGAAGCAGUUCACGGAGCAGGUCAUCUCGAAAACCUGGAAAGGUUACACCGACAAGCCAAUUGAAGACGUGGUGAACAUUGGAAUCGGUGGCUCGGACUUGGGGCCACUGAUGGUGACGGAAGCACUGAAGCCCUUUGCCAUUGGCCCAAAGGUGCACUUUGUGUCCAACAUAGACGGGACACAUCUGGCGGAGACGUUGAAGACCCUGGAUCCGGAGACGACUCUGUUCAUCAUCGCCUCAAAAACGUUCACCACCCAAGAGACCAUCACCAAUGCCCUGUCCGCCAAACAGUGGUUCCUGUCUAGAGCCAAUGAUCCGGCUGCGGUGGCGAAGCACUUUGUGGCGCUGUCGACGAACGUGGCCAAGGUGGAGGAGUUCGGCAUCGACAAGAAGAACAUGUUCGGCUUCUGGGACUGGGUGGGCGGGCGCUACUCGCUCUGGUCCGCCAUCGGCCUCUCCGUCUGCCUGUCCGUCGGCUUCGGCAACUUCGAGAAGCUGCUGGCCGGGGCGUACUUCGUGGACAACCACUUCCGCACCGCCCCGCUCCACCAGAACGUGCCCGUGAUUCUCGCCCUGAUCGGCGUCUGGUACAUCAACUUCUACGGUGCCGAGACGCACGCUCUUCUCCCGUACGACCAGUACAUGCACAGAUUCGCGGCGUACUUCCAGCAGGGCGACAUGGAGUCCAACGGCAAGUACGUGACUCGCGGCGGCCACGAGGUGGACUACGCCACGGGCCCCGUGGUGUGGGGGGAGCCCGGCACCAACGGCCAGCACGCCUUCUACCAGCUCAUCCACCAGGGCACGAGGCUGGUCCCCUGCGACUUCAUCGCCCCCGCGCAGACGCACAACCCCAUCGGGGGCGGCCUGCACCACAAGAUCCUGCUGGCCAACUUCCUGGCGCAGACGGAGGCCCUGAUGAAGGGCAAGACGGCCGCAGAGGCCCGCGCCGAGCUGGAGGGGGCAGGCAUGUCCGGGCCGCAGCUCGAGAAGAUCCUGCCCCACAAGGUGUUCAAGGGCAACCGCCCCACCAACUCCAUCGUCGUGCCGAAGAUCACCCCCUUCACACUGGGCGCCCUCAUCGCUAUUUAUGAACACAAAAUUUUUGUGCAAGGAGUGAUAUGGGACAUCAAUUCUUAUGACCAGUGGGGGGUGGAGCUGGGAAAACAACUAGCCAAGGCCAUUGAACCAGAACUGAAGGACACCACGCCUGUGACCAGCCAUGAUCAGUCGACAAAUGGUCUUAUCAACUUCCUCAAGGAGAACUUUUAGAAUUCUGCGUAAAUUUGUGAGGGUGAAUUUAUUUCUGUUGGAUCAGUUGUAGGCAAAGUUAAUAGUUCAUUAAAUGUUGCGGUGGGUGGAGCGAUGGGGUGUAUCGGCACUACGGCAUGCAUGUAACCAAGUUAGAUGUCUGUUUGUAUGUAGAAGCUGUGACCUAGUUGGAUGUACCUACAUAAAUUAUACUGAUGUAUGCGUGUGUUUUGUUGAUGAUGCUUUUGAUGAAUUUUUGUUGUUCAUAAGUUUUUGUAUGACUUUUAAUUAUUAUUGUUAGUUAUUUCCGAGUUAUAAAUUAUAAAAUAAAAUUUUUAUUCAUUAAAUUGUUGUCUGCAGUACAAUUUCAACAAAUUAUCACUGCAGCUCUACCCAUAAACAUGAACAGGACUGCCUCCUGUUAAUAGCAACUGACUAGACCAUUUGUGAUUAUUUUUAGGGGGGUUGUACUACAGAAAAUAAUUUCAUGUGAAUUUUACUGUGUUAAGUACAAUUUUUGUACCAGUGUUAUGAAAAUGUUAUUUAAAUCAUUUGUAUAUACAUCACUUAUAAGUUCACUAAUUUAGGGAAUUUUUAUCAUACUCCCGGCUUCAGAAAUAAUUGUUUUUGUUUCAGAGGAAUAACAGUUAAUAUUAUAGUGUAAAAAAAGAAAUAGUAGUGGAAAUUUUAGUACUAGUGGCUGAGAGAAAAUAAAUGCAAAAUUGUUAUUGCUGGAAAUACAUGUACAUGUAUGAAUAAAUACUUUAAAAGAAAGUA
Messenger RNA from Bacillus rossius redtenbacheri, 2586 nucleotides. RefSeq names its product glucose-6-phosphate isomerase-like. Gene Ontology annotation, cellular component: cytosol. Gene Ontology annotation, biological process: gluconeogenesis; glycolytic process; glucose 6-phosphate metabolic process. Lineage: Eukaryota; Metazoa; Arthropoda; Insecta; Phasmatodea; Bacillidae. The record is from RefSeq and is a predicted model, not a curated record. Gene Ontology annotation, molecular function: glucose-6-phosphate isomerase activity; monosaccharide binding; carbohydrate derivative binding.